GGGGGGGGGGGGGGGGCAAUAAAUCGUACAUGCUCCUCCCCCUUGCAUGAACCAUGCAGAAUAGGGAAUGCGAGUGGCAAUGAAAUCGAAGUGGCGCCGUUUCACGAUGUUAGCGAGAACUAUCAGGUUAUAUGAAUGAUUUCAUGGUAAUGGUAGCCACUGGCCUUUCAGGGAAAUGUUUCGCAUAUCAUUCAGCGAAACCAAGCGAACAAUAUAUAACAGUGUCUGGUCAAAAUAAGGCAUAGACUAGGAUUCACAUCGAGGUAGGCCCAACAACUUUGGAUUAUACGUGUCAUGUAUAACAAGUUAAGGCUUGAUACGCAUAAAGAUUCUGUGUGAAAUCCAAUAUGGCAGCCACAGCCACUCCAGAGACCAAAAAGCCUAAAGUUUGUCUCGUCUGCCUACAAGAAUCUGAACAUCUGAAAUUGGUUGGCGAGUGCCAUCAUGCAUUUUGUGAACCAUGCAUACAGAACCACCUCCAAGAACGCAAUGGUGAAUUGACAUUUCCUUGUCCCUCGUGCCAUGGUGACUGUAUGAUUCCAACAGGUGCGGUCGGGACUUUGCCUGAUUUCGUCCCGACAGAGACCGAGGACACUAUUGCUGAUGCAACCUUGGAAACUACUAGUAGUCUGAGCGAUGAUGUCAAGCAUGUCACCCGCAAAGUUGAGGUUGAAGAAGCAGCGGAAUCAGUCCCGCAAAAAGAUUGCACUAUUUGCGCUACGAAAGAUGUAGCCAGCUGUGCCAAAAAAUAUUGUGAGGAUUGUGACGUGUAUCUCUGCAAGGAAUGCAGUGAUGCCCAUGGUAAAAAAAUUGGGACAAAGAGACACGUUUUGACAGCUGCUGGUGCGGCGACACGUUCCAGCGCUGGGAUCUGCCGACAACAUAAUGACAGGCCACUGAAGAUGUACUGCAAUCCUUGCGCUGUCCCAUGCUGUUGCUUGUGCGUCGAAAGCAAGCACGGUGACCAUGACGUCUGCCUGAUUAAAAAUGUGCUUGAUGCCGGCAUCGCCCGACUAGAAAAAGUGAUAGAACUUGGAAAAUCAAAGUUGAAUGACCUUGGCAUCACAGAAUCCGUAGCAUUUUCGGUCAGGAAAGCCAAGCUGGAAUGGAAAGAGACUGUGAUUCGUACUGUUGAAGAGAAGGCUGAAAAGUGUGUUAAUAACAUCUUGAGGCAGAAAGAGGAGCUUCUGAAGACAAUCCGUGAAGAUUGUGAGACAUCAAGUGAGGAGGAAUGCCUGCGUGGGGUUGCAAGAAUUCGCGGAGAUAUCAGUGCCAAGAUUGAAGAAGGGCAACAUUUACUGGACAAUGCCAACGCUAAUCCGGAGAACUUGAAACGUUUGAGCGAAAUGGAAGUCAAGCUUGAGAAAGAGACACAGUCAGAUUUGAAUACUGUUCCAAAGAUGACUGCAGACACCAACAGACCGGUCUCAUUUCUGGAAGAGAGCGAACCUGUCAGAAGUAUUGGUUCGAUGUCAAAGACGCCGUUACUCAGAGCCAACAAGCUCCAUGAUCUUCAGAUGCCAACAGAUAUGGAAUUCACAUCCAUCCCCGAGAUCUGUUGCCUUGGCGAGUUGGGAUAUGCCGCCAUCUGUCGAAAGAAUGUAGAAUUGCCCGACCAAACGGUACAGUACAUUGACCAGCUGGUGAUAUUUGACAAGGAUGGAAAGGUUAAGAAUGUGGAGAAAGACCUGCCCAAGGUGUGCGGAAUGGAUGUUGAUGUACAAGACAGAGUAGUCUUGCUUCUACCUUGCAAGACGGAUGGCAUGUUCUUUUUCAGGCUCUAUGACCCUGAGAAGGACAAUACUGAAUCUUCUAAGGAAUUCCCUUUGAAGAAACCCCUCUCAUUAGCUAUGACACCUGAAGGUUGGUGCUAUGUCCUCUGCCAAAGAGAGGGAGAUACCCGCAUCAUCACGGUAGUGGAUAUGGAGGGAAACGUAACCCAAAUAUCUCCGAUUGCCAGUCCUGGGAUUGGGGAUCACUGCAGGAUUGCAUGCAGUAGUAAAUAUGUCUAUACAAUGGGGUUAUCAAAGAUAGCAGUCUGUGGGAUGGUAGAGGGAAAAAUGACAUUCUUGAGAGCUGUUGAAAUGAAUAAUAGCAUGGUCAGUUUGACUGUUAACUGGUUUGGCGACAUUCUAUACGCAAAAUACUCUCACACUAUGUACAGAGGUCACCGUUCAAUAACCUACACUGUAUGCAGACUGCAGGUGGAAACCCAGGGAUCCAAGCAAAUAUGUGGAAUAGACCCCGACAUCAGACUAAUUCACGUCAACAAUCACACCCUCAUAGGUCAAAGGGACAAAGCAAUUAGAGUGUAUGAGCUGAAGUGUUGAUCGGCUUCAGGUCAGUUGUCCUUUGGUUGCUCGCUUUGUAGCAAGGGCCCAGUGGGCUGGCUUUAUUAGCUGAUUGGUCAGUUGAGCGCAAACCAUAGUCAUCCCGUAUAGACAUCAUAUCUGGAAACAAAAUUCCGAAGUGUCGCAUUCAGUUGUAUCCUUCAGCAUGUUCAGUGGCAUCGUAUUCAGCUGUUAUACUCUUGUAUUGAAGUAUUCAAGAACAUUACAUUCUAUUAAAACAGUAAAGUUUUAUUAUACUUUCA
Messenger RNA from Lineus longissimus, 2593 nucleotides. Its product is annotated as RING finger protein 207-like. The transcript has 2 exons. Bases 348 to 2330 code for a protein of 660 amino acids. The record is from RefSeq and is a predicted model, not a curated record. NCBI's taxonomy places the organism in Eukaryota, Metazoa, Nemertea, Pilidiophora, Heteronemertea, Lineidae. Gene Ontology annotation, molecular function: zinc ion binding.